AUGCUACUCUUCUACGCGUUCUCUGGCUGGGGCUCCUUCAAGAUCCUACCCCAGUACAAAGUUCGUGAAGAGGUAGAACUGACCGGCGAGGAACUGGCAUGUCUCCGGUCGAUGGUCGACGGCAUGAAAGACAGAAUCGUCGCCGACAACGAGCAUAUGGCCGCCCUCGCGGAGAGGAUCUCCACCGACUCGCUGAACCGUUUCGUCGCCGCUCGCUCCCAGGGUCGUGCUACUUUUGUUAUUCCCGAGUUCCUGGUCUGUGCAGUUGACAUCGAUGGUAAGCCGAGCAGGGUCAUCCUCUUCGUGGAGGACAAGCUGCGCGACAAUCUCCGCCUACAGCUCCAGAAGUACUUCGAGGCCUUCAAGGGGGAGCUCAACGUGUACGGACUUGGAUGUCGCAUCACCCCCGAGACGCGUGGGGGACAAGGUAUUGAAGCGAUGAUCUGGCGUCACGGUAUAGACGAGGACGGCGCCCCUCAGGCCGUCCAGCUCUUCGAUGACGGUCAUGACCUGGAUAAGCACGGCGGUUGGUAUCCGCUUGACAGCGACUUCAUCCUUCAGCACUUCGUGGAUCUUAGCAAGCAGUACUGGAAGAGCGCGGUGCGGGCUUAA
Epithele typhae is the source of this 612-nucleotide messenger RNA. RefSeq lists its product as uncharacterized. The record is from RefSeq and is a predicted model, not a curated record. NCBI's taxonomy places the organism in Eukaryota, Fungi, Basidiomycota, Agaricomycetes, Polyporales, Epitheliaceae. Bases 1 to 612 code for a protein of 203 amino acids. The transcript has a single exon.